GAUGGCGGAGGUGGAGGAAGUGACCGAAGGGUGUAACCUCCCCGUCUUGCGCCGUAACCAAGAAAACGAGGACGAGUGGCCACUGGCUGAAAUCCUGAGUGUUAAAGACAUCAAUGGCCGAAAACUUUUCUAUGUUCACUAUAUUGAUUUUAACAAGCGGCUGGACGAAUGGGUCACUCACGACCGGCUGGACCUAAAGAAGAUCCAGUUCCCAAAGAAGGAAGCCAAGACCCCCACCAAGAACGGGCUGCCGGGAUCCCGGCCCAGCUCCCCGGAGCGUGACGUGACCUUGGAUCUACAACCAGCCACUCCAUCCAGCGGUAAAACCCUACCCAUCCCGGUGCAGAUAACCCUCCGUUUUAACCUAUCUAAAGAGAGGGAGGCCAUCCCUGGCUCGCCCGACCAAGCCCUCUCCUCCAGCUCCUGCGUCCAGCCAAACCAUCGUUCCACGAAACGGAAAGUGGAGGUGGUCUCUCCAGCAACCCCCAUCCCCGUUGUGACCGAGACGACACAGGCUUCGGUUUUUCCCCAGAAUGGCUCCGCCCGCCGAGCUGUGGCCGCCCAGCCGGGCCGGAAGAGAAAGUCCAACUGUCUUGGGACAGAUGAGGAUUCCCAGGACAGCUCGGACGGGAUCCCCUCGGCGCCCCGCAUGACGGGCAGCUUGGUCUCCGACCGCAGCCACGAUGACAUCGUCACCCGCAUGAAGAACAUCGAAUGCAUCGAACUGGGGCGCCACCGCCUGAAGCCCUGGUACUUUUCGCCGUACCCGCAGGAGCUCACCGCCCUGCCCGUCGUCUACCUCUGCGAAUUCUGCCUUAAGUAUGUCAAGAGCCUUAAGUGCCUCCAGAGGCAUCUGAUGAAGUGUGACUUAAGGCACCCGCCAGGCAACGAAAUCUACCGUAAAGGAACCAUCUCUUUCUUUGAGAUUGACGGCAGGAAGAACAAGAGUUAUUCUCAAAAUCUUUGCCUCCUGGCGAAAUGCUUCCUCGAUCACAAGACCCUCUAUUACGACACGGAUCCCUUCCUUUUCUACGUCAUGACCGAGUACGACAGCAAAGGCUUCCACAUCGUCGGCUAUUUCUCCAAGGAAAAAGAAUCCACCGAAGAUUAUAACGUGGCGUGCAUUCUGACAUUACCCCCUUACCAAAGACGGGGUUACGGCAAGCUGCUGAUUGAAUUCAGUUACGAGCUGUCCAAGGUGGAAGGAAAGACGGGCACGCCGGAAAAACCCCUCUCGGAUUUGGGGCUUUUGUCGUACCGCAGCUACUGGUCUCAGACCAUCCUGGAGAUCCUGAUGAACCUCAAGCUGGAGAACGGCGAGCGCCCACAGAUCACCAUCAACGAGAUCAGCGAAAUCACGAGCAUCAAAAAAGAAGACGUAAUCUCUACGCUUCAAUAUCUGAAUCUCAUCAAUUAUUAUAAGGGCCAAUAUAUUUUAACACUCUCCGAGGACAUUGUGGACGGGCACGAGCGGGCGAUGCUGAAGCGGAUUCUGCGCAUCGAUUCCAAGUGUUUACAUUUCACCCCCAAGGACUGGAGUAAGAGGGGGAAGUGGUGAUUCCCAAAGCCCGGCCCUUCGAACUGGCAGAGGGG
This is a messenger RNA of Protobothrops mucrosquamatus (brown spotted pit viper), 1593 nucleotides long. It is a transcript of the gene KAT5, whose product is annotated as lysine acetyltransferase 5. The record is from RefSeq and is a predicted model, not a curated record. Gene Ontology annotation, molecular function: histone acetyltransferase activity. NCBI's taxonomy places the organism in Eukaryota, Metazoa, Chordata, Lepidosauria, Squamata, Viperidae. The transcript is spliced from 14 exons. The coding region runs from base 2 to 1558 and encodes 518 amino acids. Gene Ontology annotation, biological process: regulation of DNA-templated transcription.